CGGACGCCUCGGAGGCGCGAACCAAGAUGGCGGCGGCGGUGGCGGCCGGAGGAGGCGGCGGCGGCGUCCGGAGCGCCCUCUCCAUGGCCUCCGCCGCGGCUGCUGACCCCGUUCCGCCGGCGCCGCCCCCGGGGCGCUUCUCGCUGGUGGUGAUCUUCGGCGCCGGCGUCGGCAUCCGGCCGGGGCUGCGCAGGGCGGUGCUGACGGCCGUCAGAGCCGGGAUCCGCUCGUGGGAUAUCGACCUCACUGCCUGCAACCUGAAUCAGCAGCUCAAGCUCUUCGUCUCCCGCCAGUCCGCGACUUUUUCGGACAUCGUGAAAGGUCAGCGUGCCCUCCACCAUCGUGGCAAUGUGCUGGAAACCUUAGUUCUGCUGAACCCUUCAGACAAAUCCAUCUGUGACGAGCUCCGCAACCUGAUCACCGACCCUUCACGCCACAAGCUGCUGGUCUUUGCCGGGCCCUGCAUCGAGGAGACGGGGGAGCUGGUGCUGCAGACGGGCGCCUUCUCCUUGCGGGACUUCAUCCAGGUCUUUGCGGACAAAGAGGUUGGGGAGCUGCUCAGCUCGGCCGACCCCUCGGCCAAAGCCAGCUUGACCGUGGUUUGCCCAGACUUCGGGGAAUGGAAGGACUCCAGGCUGAGCCAGCACAACCUGUUGGAUUUCAUAGACCUGCACUUCAACCCCGGCUGCGUGCUACCACCCAUGGAGGGCUUGCAGGAGUUCAUGGAGUACCUGUCGGAGUCCCUGGAGCCCCCGUCCCCCUUCGACCUCCUGGAGCCCCCCAGCACAGUCGGCUUCCUGAAGCUUUCCAGGCCCUGCUGCUACGUCUUCCCUGGGGGGCGGGGCGACUCAGCCUUCUUUGCCGUCAACGGCUUCAACAUCCUGGUGAACGGGGGUUCCAACCCUCGCUCCUCCUUCUGGAAACUGGUGCGCCACCUGGACCGUAUCGACUCCAUCCUGGUGACCCACGUGGGGACCGACAGCCUGCCCGGAGUGAACAGCCUGCUCCAGCGGAAGCUGGCCGAAAUGGAGGAGGACCCUUCCUCCCAGGGACCCCAGGUGGACGACUGGGUGAAGAACCUCAUCUCGCCAGAACUGGGGGUGGUCUUCCUCAACGCCUCAGAGAAGCUGAGGGACAUAGAAGGGGAUUCCGGCAUCUUAAAGAGCUGCGACGAGGCCAGCCUGACUCUGCGGUACCUACGCAAACUGGGCAUUAAGCCCAACCCGCUUUCCAGGGAGGCCGGUCCCAAGGCGGAGCCCACCAUCCUCUUUCAGAAAAUGGGCGUCGGGCGCCUGGAGAUGUACGUGCUCCACCCGGCGAAGGGUAGCCGGGAGCUGGAAUUCCUGAUGCAGCAGUGGUGUGGGAACGGCCACCCCAAAGGGCUGGAGCUGCCCCUGCAGUGCGCAACCUCCAUCUGCGCCCUGCUCAUCUGGCAUCCAGUGAGCCCCACCGAAAAGAUCGUCCGGGUCCUGUUCCCCGGCUGCACUCCCCAGGCCAGGAUCCUGGAAGGGCUGGAGAAGGUCAAGCAUCUGGAGUUCCUCAAGUACCCUGUGGUCACUCGGAAGGACGUGGACUCUUUCUCCGUCCCCCAAGCCAAGCACAAGAGGGCUGAGAGCCAGGAGAGCCUCAAGUCCGGCUCCAGGCUCAGUCUGGUGGAAUCCGGCCUGCCCGUCUCCAAGGAGAAGAAGGAGCUGAAGCUGGCUGGUGCCAGGGACCGGCCCAAGGCGCCCAGCGAGGCCUCCAAGGGCAGCGUGGAGGAGGAGGAGCGGGCCAGAGUGGCCCAGCCUAAGGUGGAGCCUUCAGUGGAGAAGACCAAGCAGGACGCCAGGCCGAAGCAGCUGAAGCCGUUGGCCAAGAAGGAGGGGAAGCUGCCCAGAAGGGAGUCGGCAAAGAGAGAGGAGGCCAAGAAGCUGGAGGACAGGGCAGCCAAAGCGCCCACGAGGGAGCUGCGGAGAAUGCCAAGCGCCGAGGCCAAAAGGGCUCCCACCAAAAUGGGAAGCCUCAAGAAGGCGGUCCCUGCUCCUCUGAAGAAGGAGGGGGAGAGGCCGAAGAGCAGGCUGCUGAAGGAGGCCCCCGGGAGGCCGCCCAGUGGUGCCAAAGGCGGCCCCUCUGAAGGAUCCAAGCAUCCCUCCUCAUCCUCGGAGAACGACACGCAGGAGAAGCUGCACGGGGCCCCCCGCCAGGCAGGGAGGGCAGGGCAGGGGCCAGGGCAUGGCAUCGCCCUGGCCGAGAGCCAACAGAGGCUGUCCCCGUUGGGCAGCGUGGACUGCCUAGGAAACGGCCUGGAGCCCCCCCAGAAUGGCCUGGGCCCAGAGGUGGGGGGCCCAGAGAGCCCUCAGCCUUUCCGGCAUCUGGAAGCUGGCUCGCCUUUGAAGUGGAUCGGGCCCCCCUCCCCUUUGGUCAAGACUCCCAAGAGCGAUCAGAGCAUCAACUUGGAACUGUCCCCGACUGACCUGCAGGCCCGGCUCAACCACUGCCCGGACACCGAGGACGGCGGGGGCAGCUCCGAAGAGAAGACCCUGGAGAUGAUGUCCCCUGCCAGUGCGGGGCGCACCCCCUCCCACCAGUCCCCCCGGGAGGACGUGGCCAUGGUGGAGGAGCCCAUGGCCCUCGCCAAUCCCUGGAGGCCCGAUGGCGCCUUCCCCAGCCCCCGGACUUCGCACGACAACUCCAGCUCUUCCCAGGAGAAGCCCUCCGGCUGCCUCUCCCCGAGCCUCUUCCGGGACGACCUCCACGACGUCUCCCCCACGCUCACCACCCCCUCGUUGCCGGCCGAAGUGGGCUCCCCCCACUCCACCGAGGUGGACGAGUCACUCUCCAUCUCCUUUGAGCAGCUCCUGCCCCCCGUGAGCGAGUUCCCCCAGGAGGAAGGUGAGGCCAUGCAGGCCGGGGGGCUCAGCCCAGACCCCGAGUCCGCGCUGGGGAAGAGUGGGAUGUCCCUGCCCAUCCUCUCCUGCCACCCCCAGCGCCUGGAUGGCCGGGCCCUGCCCAGGUGCGGCCGGCAGUCGGAUUCCCCCCACGAUGUGGACCUCUGCCUGGUGUCCCCUUGCGAGUUUGAGCACCCCAAGUCGGACAGGUCCCCAUUGACCAACUUCAGCCCCCGGGACAUGUCCAACAGCAGCGACUUCUCCCAGGAGCUGGCCAAGCCCCCGUCGCACAGGAAGGGCCCCCGCGGCCGCCGGUCCCACCCUCUCUUGGAUGAAACCCCGCCGACGUCCUUCAGCGAAUCGCUGCCCACCCUCUCUGACUCGGACCCCCCGCCCGCCAUGGAAGAAUGCCCUUCUCUCACGGCCGACGGUGGGCUGGACUCGGAAGAUGACGACGACGACCCGGAGAGCCUAGCCCAGGCCCGCGACCCACUCCCGGCGGUCCUGAAAGACCCCUGCCCUCUCCCUGCCCAGCCGGGCAUCUGCAUGGUGGACCCCGAGAGAGAAGGGGCCGCCAAGGCCAAGCGAGCCCCAUCCCGGGGGGCUUCUGCCCCUCCCAAAACAGACGCCCCCAAGGCCGCCGCUCCCAGUGCCCGGGCGAAGCCUUCCUCGGCCAGCGUGGGCGAGAGACCCCGGCUGCCGGCCCCCGGCAGAAGCGACCCCCCGACCUCUCGUGCCAGCGGGGACAACCGGCUGGCCUUCGCCCAGCGGAACGCAAAUGUCCGGCCUCUCACGGCGGGAGGAAGAACUGCCACGGCAGGGUCCCGGCCCGCCCCACCCCGCUGCCCCGUCUACCUGGAGCUGGCCUACAUCCCGGGCUCAGCCAGCGCCCAGAAGGUGGAUGAAGACUUCUUCCGCUGCAUCCGCUCCCAGUGCUAUGUCAUCAGCGGGCAGGACCACCUGAAGGAGGGCGCCAUGCGGGGCAUCCUGGACGCCCUGCUCUCCGGGAAGCAGCACUGGGCCCACGACACCCAGGUGACCCUCAUCCCGACCUUCGACUCGCUGGCCAUGCACGAGUGGUACGCGGAGACGCUGGAGCGGCAGCAGGAGCUGGGCGUGACCGUCCUGGGCAGCAACAGCACGGUGGCCAUGCAGGACGAGACCUUCCCGGCCUGCAAAGUGGAGUUCUGAACUGAGGCUGAAGGGGGGGUCCCGCUCCCUCCCCCCCUCCCCGAUGGGCCAGCCGUCGUGGGAAGGGGCACCUCCCCCCCAUGGCUGUGCUUCACGCCAAAAGAGGACAGAGGGGGGGGACACCAGAGGCGCUGGGUGUGUCCCUUUGGGAAUUGCAGCCCUUUUGUCUGGUUGGUUUGCAUGUUCACUGCCACAGCUUCUCCCCAGCACAGCCCAGGGAGGGAGGGAGGCGGGGGGGGGCGGGAGAGACCCGGCUGUAGCUCCCCCAGGGCACCUUGGGGCAGCUGCUUCUCUCGCCCCCCCCCCCUUUGUGUGGGACUAGGUGGCUUCCCGCCUGCAGAAGCCCUUCCUUUGCCUCUGGGAAGAGCCCAGCGGGUGGGCACAGGGUCCAGCCAGGGCCUCUCGUACUGGCCCAUCCUGCCCCCCCCCCGCCAGCCCUGCCAUCACACACACACACACACACACACACACACGCGCGCGCGCGCACACACACAUGCCUGCUGAGGGAUGGCAGACAGCUGUGGGGCCAUCGUGGCGCCUUCCAGGCCGAUGGUCCUUUUGGGGGCCCUCCCCAGGCGAGAGGCGAGAGCCAUUUUGGGGGGCCCUGGCCUUCGUAAAGCUUGCAGGGGAGCGGAUUUCCUGGGGAGGCUGGGGGUGUGUGUCAAACAUUCCCAGCUGCCCCCCCUUCCCUUCAGCCUGACACUCCAGACUUCUUCUACCUCUUUAUGUUCAAAACCUUGGAGGGGGGCUGGGCAGUUUUUCUGGAGGCUCCAGCCACCAAGACCCAAAUCCAGCCGAUGGAUGGAUGGCCUCUCCGGGGCCUUUGGGCAGCCCUGCAAAGCCCCCCUCCCCUCUUUUUAACGUUUGAAGGAAAGUUGGGGGGGGAAAGCCCCUUGCAAUGUGACACUAACUCUUUUCGUUUUCUAAGGAAGGAAAUGAGGUGUUUUUUUUUAAUGUGUUUUAUAUUUUUUUUUCUAAAAAAAACCCCCACCAAAACUGUUACUAUAAGGAAGGUUUAUAAUUUAUAGGAUUGCCUCCUGCGUGAAGGGAGGUCAGGGGAGGGCCUGCCCCUUUGCUUGUCCUCCCCGCCCCCAUUUCCUCCUGUCUUUUGUAUCAGCAUGAUGUGUGUCUAGAAGUAUUUUGGGGAGGGGGGGACGCUUUCACCGCCUAGCAGAGGAGGGCGGGGGAAGGGGAGGGCCGGCUGGCCCCCCACCUUGGGGGGGGGGCAUCCUCCUCUUCCUGGCCUGAGGUGACCUCCCCCUCCCCUCCCAGCCACAGGGGAAAAGAAGGAUGUGGUUGUUGUAGCCAUUACAGUUAACCCCGUGAUACACAAUGUUAUGUGUGUACACACACAAAUGCACACCUGUGUUGAACUCUAUUAAACCAUUAAAGAACUACGUAGCUCA
Molecule: messenger RNA, 5464 nt
Organism: Crotalus tigris (Tiger rattlesnake)
Lineage: Eukaryota; Metazoa; Chordata; Lepidosauria; Squamata; Viperidae
Gene: MAP1S
Product: microtubule associated protein 1S
Exons: 7
Coding region: 27-4058 (1343 amino acids)
Biological process (GO): dendrite development; axonogenesis; microtubule cytoskeleton organization
Cellular component (GO): cytosol; dendrite; microtubule
Molecular function (GO): actin binding; microtubule binding
Source: RefSeq, a predicted model, not a curated record